GGAUCUGCCGCCGCAUCUUAUGGACUUCCUGCAGAACACGAAAAUCGUCAUCAGCAAAAAGGAGAUCACCGCCAAGUGCAAGUAGGACGCAAUUUGCAAUAACGAGUGCGGAUAAACGGGGAAUAUACAUAAUUGAUUGUGCCCCAUUCAAGCAAUUUAAUCAUAUUUCCCUGUUGCCGCCGCAGGGAGCAGAAGUUGUACAGGGAAUACCAUUAGGACAAGCCCUUUUUUGUCUGCCACUCCAAGGAGAUGAUUAAUUAUGCCGGCGCCAAGUGCCAAAAAUAAAUUACGGACUUUUGGAAUUAAUAGGCCUUCAAUGGGCAAAGUUUUGGUGCUUGUGUAUAAUUUCUCGGGUGACAGAAGAUUUUUGGAGAAGUCACAACCGUAAAUGAAUAUUUCAAAUGAAUUUUCUGGGAAGCAGCAUUUCAUAAUAUCAACCGCAAGGAAACACUUAAAGUCGAGCCAAAACUAAGUAAAUUGAAGACCGCAACCUUAAUUAAUUAUUCCGACUUCAAAUGGCGAAUAAAAAUAAGCAGCAUUUGACUUUAGUGGGUCAUAAGUUCACUAAUUGAAGUGCUCUUCUAAUAAUUCCUGGCGACCGUCGCUGAUAAUCAAUACAGACUAAUGCGUUUUUACUUAAAUUUUGCAUAUUCAACCGUGGCAUGAGGUGCUUCGAUGCUUACUCCAAGCGUUGCCUGGACGAUCGAAAGCUGGGCACGUUUAAGAAUAAUGUGGAGGGAGCUCGGCGAUUUUUCUACAAGUUCUGCGGCGACGCCGACUUUCAGCGUGACUAUCUGAGGCACAAGGACUGCUUUGCUUACAUCCAACUGGACUGGGUCACCUGCACGUCCGAAUUCGAGAAUAUCCUUAGUGAAGAGGUGCACGAUGAAAGGCGCAAUGCCAGCGAAAAGUUCCUCGAAUUCUGCUGUGCCCGCUACGCGUACGAGAACUGCAUCUACAACAGUGCCCGCUACAAGUGCUACAAGAACUCGGCGGAGUUUGCCCGCGAGACGGCCAAAAUGCUGUCGGAUGAGAAGCACUUCAGGAACUGUGCCGUCCUCCAGAACAUUUGUGCCCACGACGCCGCCGUGGCAUUGGCCCAGUGGCACUGGAUGGCGACGCCGAUGAUGCUGCUCCUGAUGCGGCUGGUGGUGCGGAUCUGGGAUUAAAUCGAUGUGCGGCCAAUCUGCAUAGUUUGCUAGUGCGAUGUGAUGUUGGGGCUGCGGUUGCGGUCCGAGCUUGGGUUUUCUUAGUUUUCAUUGUUUUUUUUUUUUCAUUAGUUUUUGAUUUGUAGUUGUCCCUACGAGAAUGCCAAGCAUUUGAGCUCCCUUUAGUAGCCCAUCGAUAUGAAGAAAAAUGAAACUUCCUCUCUAAGUGUCUGUGAAUUUUCCAGUGUCGUUUUUUUGGGACGAGUUUGCUGGGCGGGCGGGUUACUGGGUCGGAUAGCGGCACUGGUUUUGUGUUUUUCGCUAAGCUAAGCUAACUUAAAUGCAUAUUUCAAAUAAAGGAAUAUUCACGUUGUA
Drosophila sechellia is the source of this 1523-nucleotide messenger RNA. RefSeq lists its product as uncharacterized. NCBI's taxonomy places the organism in Eukaryota, Metazoa, Arthropoda, Insecta, Diptera, Drosophilidae. The transcript is spliced from 4 exons. Bases 663 to 1169 code for a protein of 168 amino acids. The record is from RefSeq and is a predicted model, not a curated record.